AAUGCUUCUUAUUAACAUAUCUCAGUGCAGCAAGUGAUAAUUCUCCCUGAUAUAGUUUUUUCAGUGUACGCUAAUCAAAAAGCUAGUUUUGUUUGAACUCCCUUGAAGAGCAAAAGCCAACAAAACAAAACUCAAAAGUCUCUGUCUAAAAUCUCGUCAACAUUGGUGUUUUCAACGAGAUACACUCCCAAUAUUUUUCUUAGUAUCAACGAAUGCUACAUUGUGCAACAGAGAAUCAAAAAUAAGUGCAGAUAUGAAACUAGUUGCCAUGGCGAGAACAAUAAUUCCUUCUUUUAUUAUCAUCACGUAUAAUAAUUAUGUAGAGUCUCACCUGCUCGUGCGCAUAUUUGCCUCAGUAUGUACUUAGCUUACCAGCCUACCUACUAACCUACGUGCAAACAAUAAAAAGAACCUCCUUCAAUUCAAAAUACCUGUUCUUGUACGAAGUAUUGGAAGUUCAAAACACCGUGGAUGAGCACAUGAGGAUUUCCCUAAGUUAAUUUGUGUUCUUGGUUAGAGGUUCUAAGGUCAGUCGUCAGUAUAGUCGUCUUGCUGGCUGUUGUUCACGGGAGUUGAACUGUGACGUUGUUUAGUUGGUCAUUAACUGGUCCAAAGAAAAACCACAGAUGCUAAUGAUGAUUACCAUUGAGACAAGACUAGUACGGGUCUUUAGUUCAACCUCACACUGAAGAUCUUUUGCUGUACUUCGAGGAGUCGUCGAUACUGUUCGUCAUAUCAACGGAAGAACGCGUUACAUCAACAUUAGCAAGUACAGCGCAAACCAUGAAAUCGAAUCAUCAAUGGAUAAUUCAAAAAUCGUGAAUACAUUCACAGGACUUCCAUCUGAAGGAAGAUCAAGCAAGUGUUUUAGUUAAUGUUGAUUACUGGUCAACAUGGUGUACAUUACUAACUAUACCAAUGGUUAUAUUGUGGAAUACUCUGCACCUUGUUUUGAUAGUUGGCUAUUGAUCCCAGGAGAGAAUCUCUGGCGUGCAGGUCUACGAGGGUUUCUCUACACAUUAGCAAUGUUUUACCUUUUUCUAGGGAUUGCUAUAGUUGCAGACAUAUUCAUGGGAUCAAUUGAAGUAAUCACAAGCAAAAAACGAAAACUAACUCGUUUCGACCCCGAGAAACAAGAAAGUGUUGAAAUAGAAGUGUUCGUCUGGAAUGAAACCGUAGCAAACCUAACUUUAAUGGCAUUAGGAUCAUCAGCACCCGAGAUAUUAUUAGCUGUCAUAGAAACCAUACAAGAUAUAUCGUCCGACGGUGCUCAAGGCGCAGACCAAGAUGGACUCGGUACCUUCACUAUCAUAGGCUCUGCUUCAUUCAAUAUGUUGCUCAUAACAGCUAUCUGUGUAGUAAGUGUCCCUACUGAUACAGUCAAACGUGUCAGAGAGUUUGGUGUAUUUAUUUGGACUGCUGUAUGGUCGCUAUUUGCCUAUGUGUGGCUUCUCAUCACCCUCAAGUGGGUAUCACCAGAUGAAGUGGAAAUCUGGGAAGCUUUUUUAACUCUUUCGUUCUUCCCUUUACUGGUGUUCACAUCGUGGUGCCAGGAUCAUGGAUGGUGGUGUAGUAGAAGAACAGGCAAAGUCCUUACUGUCGAGACCCCAGAGGUGAGGGUAGUUGGUUUGACAGAACGACGGCAAAGCCACUUAAUGAUCCAUCGAUCGAUGGAGCUACGAGUGUUAGAACAGCAAAGACAUAGUGUAAGCGAGAGAGAUUUGAGAGACUUACCAAGAAGCCGGGAUAAACUAAAGGAAGUUGUGUCGCUAUGGAAACUAAGAGGGCAAAAACCAGACGCGAACUCGAAUGAAACAGCAGAAAGUUUAGCUCACGCCUUGAAACAUAUCAAAGAAGUUAACACACAGCCUCAAAACACGACUACUGCAAGACUUAGAUUUCGUCAUGCAGCACUUCACAGCAUCACAAGGAGUAAAGCCAGGAAAAUAAAAGAAAAAGAAGAGAGUGAAAGUCAAAAGGCGAUGAAUGUUCUCGCCAAGUCAUUCAUUGGUUCAAAGCUUACUGGAACUUCCACACUUGACGAGGCAACGCAAAAGUUCAACUUCAGUACCCAGUCUUACUCGGUCCUGAAGAGUGCAAAACACGUGGAUGUUGACAUCUUGCUGCUGUCAAACAACAAGAGGAGGCCGUCUCGUGUGAGCUCUCAUAAAGCACUCAUUCCUCUCCCUUCUCCAUACGACCCUGCCACACAAAUAGAUGAAGGAAAAUGUGCCAAAAUGAACAGUGGCCAUGGAAAUAUGAUUACAGUGAAUGGUAUUUCUGCUUCACCCAUCAACAAACCAGCACCAUCACCUAAAGAACAGUUAUACACUCGACCAGACUCCCCUUCUGACACCAUCAGUGAACGAAGCGAGAACGACGAGAAUAAUCACCGCGACAGCGUCUGCUCCUUAGCUGUUGGUACUAUGUUUAGUGUUGACUACGAGACGAGGGAUGGAAGUGCUAAACACGGCAAAGACUAUACCAGUGUUAAAGGAACUAUGAACUUCCAACUAGGCACGUCAAAGCACAUCCUGAGAAUCCCUAUCAUACAGCACGAUGACUACAAAAAUAAAGAGUUUUUCGUGAUAUUAAAAAAACCAACGCCAGCCAGCAUCGUUGAUCUGGGAGAACCAAGUUUGACUAAAGUAACUAUCAUUGAUGACGAUGAGCCGGGAGAGUUUUCAUUUGAGCAAGCAAGUUAUCAUGCCAACUUCAUGACAGAAGAUGUGACGUGUACUGUUGUAAGACGUCGCGGAUGUGAUGGUUGUGUUACCGUUAACUACCAUACACUGAAUGGAACAGCGACAGGCGGCACAGAAGAGCAGAUUGAACGAAAAGAAUGCGAUUUCGAAGCAGUUAGUGACGGGGUCUUGACGUUUCAACAUGGCGAAACUUCAAAAAUGAUUGAAAUUAGAAUUAAUCCAGAAUGUCAGAAUAAAAAUUUUAUUGUAUUAUUGCACGACCCGAGUCCUGGGGCGCGGAUUGGAGAAAAAUCAGCAACAGUCGCACAUGUAUCGAGUGAUGUUGACGAUAUUGUAGAUCGAGUGGCAAACAUCAUCACAUCAGAAGAUGAACAGAGUCUAACCAAGUCAUGGCGGUCACAGUUUGAAGAUGCAAUUGUAAUUCAAGGCGAAGAAGAUGAUGAUGGCAAUAUUCAACCAUUGACCACCAUGGAUUUUAUUCUACAUUUACUAACAAUAUUCUGGAAAGUUCUCUUUGCAUUUAUUCCACCAAGGAACGUUCUUGGUGGUUGGGCAGCAUUUGUGUUCUCACUGGGAUUUAUUGCAAUUCUUACAGCUAUAGUUGAACAGCUUGGCAAGCUGUUAGGCUGUGUUGUCGGCCUCAAGAACAGUGUGACAGGUAUCACCAUCAUCGCCAUAGGAACCAGUCUUCCCGAUACAUUUGCCAGUAAAACAGCAGCACUGCAAGAUUCAGGGGCUGAUGCAGCAAUUGGCAACAUCACAGGCAGUAACAGUGUAAAUGUCUUCCUUGGCCUUGGUUUACCAUGGGUUAUCAGCGUGUGUUAUCAUGCUGCUAUGGGAACUAAAUUCCGCGUAUCCAGUGGCAACCUCUCAUUUUCUGUCCUGGUAUAUACUUCUUGUGGUGCAUGCUGUCUUGUUAUUUUAGUACUGCGUAGAGUGUUUUUAGGUGGAGAACUUGGUGGCUCAUUAUUGACUAAAUGGUCUACUGGCUUAUUCCUGGUAUUUCUCUGGUUAUUGUACACAGUACUGUCCAGUUUAAUGGCCUAUGGUUACAUACCAGGAACAAUUUAAUGUCCAGGAGUUACCAUAGCAAUAACCAUAUCC
Molecule: messenger RNA, 3809 nt
Organism: Actinia tenebrosa (Australian red waratah sea anemone)
Lineage: Eukaryota; Metazoa; Cnidaria; Anthozoa; Actiniaria; Actiniidae
Product: sodium/calcium exchanger 3
Biological process (GO): sodium ion transmembrane transport; calcium ion import across plasma membrane; cell communication
Cellular component (GO): axon; sarcolemma; postsynapse
Molecular function (GO): calcium:sodium antiporter activity
Source: RefSeq, a predicted model, not a curated record